Molecule: messenger RNA, 1271 nt
Organism: Monopterus albus (swamp eel)
Lineage: Eukaryota; Metazoa; Chordata; Actinopteri; Synbranchiformes; Synbranchidae
Product: beta-1,3-galactosyltransferase 1-like
Exons: 4
Coding region: 81-1148 (355 amino acids)
Biological process (GO): protein O-linked glycosylation
Cellular component (GO): Golgi membrane
Molecular function (GO): N-acetyl-beta-D-glucosaminide beta-(1,3)-galactosyltransferase activity
Source: RefSeq, a predicted model, not a curated record
ACAUCCUUAUUUUGUCUUGCUGUCUGUCUAAUAGCCUUCUGUAGCUGAAAAGGCUUUCAAACAUUCUCUGGCUUUUGAAAAUGCAGGAGAGCUCUGUUUCUAAAUGUGAAAAGACUCCAUGGACAAGAGCUAGACGGUUGUUGAGUCUUUUGAUGCUGUUCCUCAUGAUGGCAACUUUAAUGUUUAUUUUCUACAAUUCAAGCGACAAAGCAUCAUGGCAUUUGACCUCUUGGAGGACAAGUUCAUUAUCAAGACAAUCGUAUAUUAUGCCUACCACUUUAGUGGACAAACUCUCAGAUUCAGCAUCCCAGUUCUUUGUGGCAUACCCGCACCACUACAGUUUCAUAUUGGAUGAACCAAACAGAUGUCGGCAGGAAAGCCCAUUCUUGGUUCUUAUGAUCCCAGUCGCACCCCAUGAGAGAGAGGCCCGUGACAGAAUCCGCAACACAUGGGGCAAUCAAACCACAGUGCUGGGCCAAGUGGUCAGCCAUUACUUCCUGCUGGGACUGUCCAGAGAGGACGAUGGGAAAGAGAAGCUUCAGGAGCAAGUGUUACAAGAAAGCCAGAUACAUCAGGACAUUAUCCAGAGUAACUUCUUGGACAGCUACAACAACCUGACCAUUAAAACCAUGGUCAUGUUUGAAUGGCUCAGCUCCCAUUGCCCCACCACCUCCUAUGCCAUGAAAGUCGACUCAGACAUAUUCCUUAAUGUCCACAAGCUCACUGACAUGCUUUUGACAGCCCCCCGACAUCUCUAUAUGACAGGAUUAGUGAUAAGAUGGGGUGCUGUCUUUCGAGAUGAAAGCUCAAAGUGGUAUCUGCCUGUUUCAGCCUUCCCAGAGGGCUAUUACCCACCAUAUGUCAUGGGUUUGGGCUAUGUGUUCUCAAUGGAUCUACCCCAAAAGAUAGUGGAGGCAUCUCUGCAUGUUAAAGCUGUUUACAUUGAAGAUGUGUACGUGGGACUAUGUAUGAAUUACCUGGGAAUCGAACUGACAGAUCCUCCUCAUUCUGGACUGUUUAAGGCAAUGAUGCCUAAUUUAACAGACAGCUGUUACUGGACCUCUGUCAUUGCAGUGAUUCUACGAGACUCACAGCAGCUUUCAGAUGUAUGGAGAGUAUAUCAGACUCAAGUACAAAGUGGUUGUUGAAAACCUCUGUCUGUACCUUACAAAAAUUGCAACAGUUUUAAUGUGUAAUGUUGGACCAUGCGACUGCCUAGCCCAGUUGUGUAAUUCAGCAGUUUUGCAACACAUAUUUGUUUACACUGUAAG